This is a messenger RNA of Daphnia carinata, 1239 nucleotides long. Its product is annotated as putative ankyrin repeat protein RF_0381. Lineage: Eukaryota; Metazoa; Arthropoda; Branchiopoda; Diplostraca; Daphniidae. The record is from RefSeq and is a predicted model, not a curated record. The transcript has a single exon. Gene Ontology annotation, cellular component: cytoplasm; nucleus. Bases 1 to 1239 code for a protein of 412 amino acids. Gene Ontology annotation, molecular function: protein binding.
AUGGUAGCCAGACUAGUUACUGUGUUUUUUAACGUUCACAUUUUUUUUAUUAAGCUUCUGAAGGAUGAAAAAGAGCUGCUUCAGCUGGCUGAACAUAGCAAUGCGAAUUCGGAUUUGAAGAAUAAGAUGGAAUAUUUCAUUCAACUUGGAGUUGACGUGAACGCAAAGGACGAGAUCGGAAGGAAUAUGCUCCACUAUUUGUGUGAAAACAAUUCAAGCCCACACUUAAUCGAUAUAAUUCAACUUUUCGUCAAAUUCGGCAUCGACGUGAACGCGAAGGACAAGACCGAAAUGAAUGUGCUCCAUUAUUUGUGUUUAAACAAUUCAAGCCCACAAUUAAUCGAAGCAAUUAAACUCUUAUUCCAACACGGCAUCGACGUGAACGCAAAAGACCACAACGAAGGGAAUGCGUUCCACUAUUUGUGUUCUAACAAUUCAAGCCCACACUUAAUCGAUGUAAUUCAACUUUUCGUCAAAUUCGGCAUCGACGUGAACGCAAAGAGCAAGUACGGAAACAAUGCGCUCCACUAUUUGUGUUCUAACAAUUCAAGCCCACACUUAAUCGAUGUAAUUCAACUUUUCGUCAAAUUCGGCAUCGAUGUGAACGCGAAGGACAAGACCGAAAUGAAUGUGCUCCAUUAUUUGUGUUUGAAUAAUUCAAGCCCACAAUUAAUCGAAGCAAUUAAACUCUUAUUCCAACACGGCAUCGACGUGAACGCAAAAGACCACAACGAAGGGAAUGCGCUCCACUAUUUGUGUUCUAACAAUUCAAGCCCACACUUAAUCGAUGUAAUUCAACUUUUCGUCAAAUUCGGCAUCGACGUGAACGCAAAGAGCAAGAACGGAAACAAUGCGCUCCACUAUUUGUGUUCUAACAAUUCAAGCCCACACUUAAUCGAAGCAAUUAAACUCUUAUUCCAACACGGCAUCGACGUGAACGCAAAAGACGACAACGAAAAGAAUGCGCUCCACUAUUUGUGUUCUAACAAUUCAAGCCCAAACAUAAUCGGCGCAAUCCAACUCUUGGUCGAACGCGGCAUCGACGUGAACGCAAAAUGCGACAAAGAAAAGAAUGCGCUCCAUUAUUUGUGUGAAAAAAAUUCAAGAUCAAACUUAAUCGAUGCAAUUAAAAUCUUGAUCGAACUCGGCAUUGACGUGACCGCAGAGGACGCAUAUGGAAUGACAGCGCUAACUUCUGUUUUGACGAUGGACUGCACAGGUUCUCAAAUAGGAAAGUAA